GAUAUGGAGGGAGCAGGACAUCUACAAGAUUUAGCAAACUGCAAAGCAUUAAGAAUCCUUUCAGAAAAGAUUAAAAAUGUAAAACAAUUUUCUUCAGAAGCAUGUAUAUUCAAAGUGCAGGAGCAGCUGCGAAAAACAAAGCCAGAGGCUUAUACACCUUCGACAAUUUCCAUCGGGCCUUACCAUCAUGGGAAGGCAGAAUUGAGGAAGAUGGAGAGGUGGAAAGAAUUGUAUACACAGUCCUUUUUAAACAGAACACAAGGAGGAGUGGGUGUGGAGGAGUGUUGGAGGAAAUUAAAGGAUUUGCAAGGCAGAGCAGAGAGGUAUUAUGGUGAUCUUGAUGACAUAAAAUUUGUUGACGAUGAUGAUGAAUUCGUAAAGAUGUUAUUGCUUGAUGGUUGCUUUAUAGUGGAAUAUGUUAUUAUACAAUCAGGUGUAGGCAUGCUGCAAAAAUGCAUUGUUGAUCCCAUUUUCAUGAUUCAGGGGAUGGAUACUAAUAUUGCUCGUGACAUGUUGCUCUUGGAAAACCAACUCCCCUUCUUUGUUCUACAAGCACUCUAUGACAUGAUUUGUAAUUUGCCUGUCAAACCAGAAUUCUGGAAGAUGGUGAAAUUUGCAUUUGAGCCUUGCCUACCAAAGAAAACUAUUAUCUCCCUACCGGUGUACCCUGGCCAAGAGAUAAAGCAUUUACUUCAGUUAGUGCACAUUCUCUGCCAACCCCAACCUCAAAAUAAUGCAGGGCAGAUUCAUCAGCAGCAGAAGGCAUGUUCUUCUUGCUGCUCUUGGAAACAACCACAACAAAGUAGAGACGAUCUUGAGGUUGAAUUAUGCAGUAUACGUACUGCAAGUGAGCUUCAAGAAGCUGGAGUUCACUUCAAAAAGCUUGGCAAGAUUUCAGACAACUCUAAUAAAACCAUAAGCCUAUUUGAUAUAAAGUUUGAAGGAGGCGUAUUAGAGAUCCCCUCUUUCGCUCUCUAUGAUUCAACAGAAACAUUCUUCAGAAAUCUCAUAGCCUACGAGCAACAUUCGCCGUAUGUGCAUCCCAAGUAUUUCACAGAUUAUGCCAUGUUCAUGGAUGAUCUUAUUAAUACGGAGAAGGAUGUCAACUUACUUCGUCUUAAAGAUGUUUUUAUAAAUGGAUUGGGAGAUGACAAAGAAGUGACCCUUCUUUUUAACAACCUUACCAAAGAGGUUACGCAUGACAUUAAUGGCUUCUAUUACAAAAAUGUGUGCACAGAAUUGAAUCGACAUUGCAAAAAACCCUGGAAUGCGGCGAUGGCAAAACUAAGACGCAAUUAUUUUCACAGUCCAUGGGCAGGGAUUUCUACCUUUGCAGCUAUACUGCUUCUUUCGCUCGCUAUUGCACAAACUGUCCUAUCUGCGCUUGGUCUGCACAAGUAAUUUCAUCAAUAUCUACUUCUGUUAUAAAUA
Messenger RNA from Ipomoea nil (Japanese morning glory), 1431 nucleotides. Its product is annotated as UPF0481 protein At3g47200-like. The transcript has 2 exons. NCBI's taxonomy places the organism in Eukaryota, Viridiplantae, Streptophyta, Magnoliopsida, Solanales, Convolvulaceae. The record is from RefSeq and is a predicted model, not a curated record. Bases 4 to 1401 code for a protein of 465 amino acids.